AACAAACAACGAGCACCACGAGACAGCACCCGUCCGUAUCCUCUCCCCAUCACCGGACGCUAUACAUAUAUACAAUAUCGAUACCAAUCCUCGCCGGCAUCAUGUCCUCGCUCGAGGCCAAGAUAGUCGUGCUCGGCUCCCAGGGUGUCGGGAAGACGUCCCUCGUCUCGCGUUAUUGCAAGGGCACUUUCAAUCCCGCCGAGACGCUCUCCACAGUAGGCGCAAGCUUCAUGACGAAGCGCGUCGUCGACAGCGACACCGACACUGUCGUGCGGUUACAGAUAUGGGACACAGCUGGCCAAGAACGAUUCCGCUCGAUAUCACGACUCUACUACCGCGGCGCCAACGCCUGCAUUCUCUGCUACAGCAUUACAGACGCACACUCCUUCGCCGAAAUGGGCAUCUGGCUGACCGAGCUGCGCCGCAAUCUACCGCCCGACAUCGUGCUCCACGUCGUCGGUACGAAAGCAGACAUCGUCGCCCGCGACCCGUCUCGCCGCGAGGUGCCUUUCGAGCGCUGCAUAGCAUACGUCGCAGAGAACCUCGCUCCAGGCCUCGGCUCGACGCCGCCUCCCACCGCCACGCCCGGCGGCCUCACGGGUGUCUCGCUGCCCCCGAGCAGCAGCACCCAGUCACAUAUCACAUCCCCCGGGACCUCAGGCUCGAUGAUCGCGACGCCCUUCGGGGGGCCCGCGCCGUCUAGCGCGCCGGAACCCCGCAGCCCGAGUAGUAAACGAAGUAGCGGUUUUUGGGGGCAGGAAGUCGGCUGGGACGCGUGCCACGAGAUCAGCGCCGAGAGCGGCGAGGGCGUCGAGGAGGUCUUCCGCGUGGUCACCCGCAAGCUCGUCGAGCAGAACCGUAAGAUCCAGCAGGCCAUCCUGGCGGCUACGUCGACGCCCGGCGGGCUCAGCACACCCGGCGGGAUCGAGCACGGCGUCGAGGGAUACUUUGACGGCGUCAACCCGAGGGGUGGCAGUUUCCGCGUCGGCAGGGAUAGGAGGAGCUGGUUGUUUUCCCCGGGCUUUUCCCCCGCCGUGACGAUUGAGAAUGCGGGGGUUCAAGGGAAUGGCGGCGCGAAUGCGCAGAUGAGUCGCGAUGCGGGUGAGAGGGAUAAGAGGGCGAGGAGAUGUUGCUGAGUUAUUAUUGCUCGCUAUUCGACUAUGG
Messenger RNA from Xylaria bambusicola, 1164 nucleotides. RefSeq names its product P-loop containing nucleoside triphosphate hydrolase protein. The record is from RefSeq and is a predicted model, not a curated record. The transcript is spliced from 2 exons. NCBI's taxonomy places the organism in Eukaryota, Fungi, Ascomycota, Sordariomycetes, Xylariales, Xylariaceae. Gene Ontology annotation, biological process: intracellular protein transport. Gene Ontology annotation, cellular component: endomembrane system. Gene Ontology annotation, molecular function: GTPase activity; GTP binding. Bases 102 to 1136 code for a protein of 344 amino acids.